Molecule: messenger RNA, 1710 nt
Organism: Closterium sp. Naga37s-1
Lineage: Eukaryota; Viridiplantae; Streptophyta; Zygnematophyceae; Desmidiales; Closteriaceae
Source: the annotation of a GenBank genome assembly
GAGCGGCAGGAGAGGAUGCUGAUGAUGAAGCGCAAGAACAUGGAGCGCGAGGAGAAGGAGGGCCGCCCAUCAGCGCGCCAGAGGCGAGCCGCUGACGGCGCUGGCGCUGGAUUCGGUGGUGGUGGCGGUGGGGGUGGUGGUGGGGGUGGGGGUAACGGGUACCAUGGAGAGGGUGGCGGGUCGGAGCACCGAGCGUCUGCGGGUCAGAGGAGGCCGUCCUGUGGGCCCCUUCCUGAUGGGUGGCUCGACUGCCCGUCUAUGGGCGAGGCCAUGGGGCUGCUCAUCCCCUCCAAGGCACCGCUGGGGGAGGCGUUCCGAGAGCUGGUGGGGCCGGGCAAGCGGUGGACGCCGGAGGUGGCUCUCCGGCACACGCGGAGCAUGAAGAAAGACGUGGGGAUGGUGGUCGACCUGACCAACACCACGCGCUACUACAAUCCAAAAGACUGGGCGAAGUUCAACGUGAAAUACGUCAAGCUGGCCUGCAGGGGUCGAGACGAGGUGCCAGACGAUGAGACGGUCAACCGCUUUGUCUAUGUGGCGCUGGACUACAUGCGGGCAACGGAUCGCAAGAAGAGCAUCAUUGUGCACUGCACGCACGGGCACAACCGCACGGGCUUCAUGAUCGUCCACUUGCUCAUGCGCGCCAUGGGGGGCCACGUGGCAGAGAGACUAGCGGAAUUCGCAGAGGCGCGCCCUCCAGGAAUAUACAAGGAGGAGUACAUUCAGUCGCUCUUCACCUUCUACCAUGAGCGGCGCCCCGAGGCGGUGCUCUGCCCGCCCACGCCCGAGUGGAAGGCCACCUUCGACCUGGACCUGGAUCUCAACGUGGCCCUAGAGAUGGACGAGGAGGAGGCGGUUGAGAAGACAAGUGGUGGGGAUGAUGGCAAUGAGGAGUGCGGCGCUGCUGUGCUGCCCGAGCCGGAGGCGGGCAAGGAGGAGGAGGGCAAGAGGAAGAUGACGAUUGACGAUGUGCUGGGGUCCGCGAUACCGGAGGAGCAGCAGUGGGAGCUGCAGCAGAUCGUGUGCUCGGGGCUCAAGUCGAACAAUUUCCGGCACUUCCCCGGCUCGCAACCAGUCUCACUGGAUCUCAAGAACCUGCAGCUGCUGCGGCAGCGGCUGUACUAUGUGACAUGGAAGGCCGAUGGCACGCGCUACAUGAUGCUCAUCUGCCCUGACGGCUGCUACCUCAUCGACAGGAACUUCCGGUUCCGGCGAGUGCAAAUGAGAUUCCCGGCGCGCAAGCACCUACAGCACAAGCCGGUGGACGAUUGGGACGUGCACCGCACCACACUGCUGGACGGGGAGAUGGUGGUGGAUGAGCUGCCCGGCACUGGCGUGCAGGAGAGGCGCUAUUUGAUCUACGACCUCAUGAUGCUUGACAGCGUGCCGCUGGGGGAUAGACCGUUCGCGGAGCGGUUUGAGCUGAUAGAGAGGGAGGUGGUGGCACCGCGCAAGAUGGAUGCCGCGAUGAACCCCCUGUACGACUACAGUCUAGAGGACUUCAAGGUGCGGCGCAAGGACUUCUACAUGCUGAGCACGGUGGGCAAGCUGCUGCACGACUUCAUCCCCAAACUCAGCCACGAGUCCGAUGGACUCAUCCUGCAGCACGGUCUCUUCCGCUUUCUUCCCCGCUCCUCUCCCCUCGUCGUCCCCCGUGCAUGCUGCGGUGCAGAAAUCACCGGAGGGCAAGUGGGUGCUGCUGCUCUCUGA